This is a messenger RNA of Aspergillus tanneri, 2718 nucleotides long. RefSeq names its product putative esterase. Lineage: Eukaryota; Fungi; Ascomycota; Eurotiomycetes; Eurotiales; Aspergillaceae. The transcript is spliced from 6 exons. Gene Ontology annotation, molecular function: phosphatidylcholine lysophospholipase A1 activity. The coding region runs from base 1 to 2718 and encodes 905 amino acids. The record is from RefSeq and is a predicted model, not a curated record.
AUGCUGCUGCUUGCUAACAUUCUCCAUUGGUUCUUUCUAUUCUUAGCCGUGUAUGGCGCAUGCAUUCCUCUUAGAGGACCUCUCGAGAAUGGCAAUUCUACCAUCAACCCAGAACAUAAUGAUCUCCAUGUCUUCUCCAAAAGAGCUUCCAGGGUAAAUCUGAGAAUCCUCCCUCUCGGAGCCUCAAUCACCUUUGGUCAGAACUCCGCUACAGGGAACGGAUACCGCAAGCCCCUGCGUGAUGAGCUCCGCUACCAAGGCUGGGAGGUGAACAUGGUAGGGACCAAAACCCAGGGGACAAUGGUCGAUAAUAAUGUAGAAGCACAUGGAGGCGAUAUAAUCGACCAAGUCAAAUCUGCCGCUCAAGAUUCUCUACCCUAUCGACCGAACGUGGUGCUAAUCAACGCUGGGACCAACGACUGCGCCCGAAACAUCGACAUCGACAAUGCCGGUGGACGCAUGCGAUCUCUUAUCGAAAGCGUAGUCAAUACAGAAGAUAUGGAAAAGACCCUGAUCGUCCUGUCAACAUUAAUCCCCUCCCAGGUAUCCUCCACUGAGGCCAACAGGCCCUCUGUCAAUCGACAAUAUAGAGAACUAGUCUCCACAAUGCGCGGGGAGGGCAUCUCAAUCGUCCUCGCUGAUAUGGAUCCCGAGGCUCCCUCCCCGGGGCACGGCUGGUUGCAUUAUCCCGAGGACUACACAACAGGGGAUAACCCACCGGAUGAUACCCAUCCCAAUGAUAAGGGGUAUAGCAAAAUGGCGUAUAUCUGGUCCCAGGCGAUUGACGAAGCCGCUGAUGAAGAACUGAUUGCAGAACCCGGGCCGAUGGCACCGGUACCGUGCGAGAAGGACUACGGUGAUGGGGUCGAUGCGGGAGGUUUGACGCAACGAGGCAGCGGUCUGGACGAUGGUAUCUAUUAUCAUGAUUCGCAAGAGAAGGGGACCCUUCUUUCACUGGAUAGUCAAGGAGAUGACGGUGAUCAUUUCUUUUUCGCGCGUCUGUUCCGUCGUGAGCGCGAUGAUCUACUCAGAUGGAAUAAGAACGACGACGCCGUAGUCUAUCAUACCUGGAAAAACACGGGGAAUGAGAAGGGGAUGUUCAAGCGUAUCGGUGAUGUCAGUGUUGCAGAUAAUUGCAAACCUGCUGGUGUGAACUUCAUCGAUAUAAAUGCCGACGGCCUGGACGACUUCGUAUGUAUUGCGCCAGAUGGGACGGCGUUCGCCAGUAUCAACAAGGGAGACGGAACCGACUCGUCGCCUCCUAGCUUCCACUACCUGGGCAAAAUCAAAAACCCGGAAGGCUAUCCAAGGGAUAAUGUUCGACUUGGCGAUGUAGACGGAGACGGUCGUGCAGAUUACUGCGUUGUGCAGAAUAACGGGGAUACCUACUGCUGGCGCAAUGGCUGGAUCAAGGAUGUCCCCGAGUACUGGCAACCCUUGGGUAAGCAAUUCACAGGAAACAACAUGGAUAUCGAAGGGCUUCGUUUUGAAGACAUCAAUGGCGAUGGGCGCGAUGAUUACCUCUGGGUAAGAGAUGACGGACAGAUAACAACAUGGACCAACUCCCGAAGCUGCAUCAAAGGCAAAGACGGUGACGGGUUGAACAUCGUCUGGCGCCAGGGUUACCACAAGGGAAAAACUACAGGACCAACUCACGACGGUAUGGGCUCAGCACACUCUGGUCUUCGAGGACGCAUCCAUUUUGCCAGAAUCUACGGCGAGGCUCAAGAUUUCGGACUCCUGGGACGUCAGGACUAUGUAUUUCUCGAAAAGGCCGCAAACAGGGUGAAUCUUCGCGUAUGGAAGAACAUCGGCUCGGGCGGUACCAAGAUCAAAGCCGACGGGAAUAGAUACUGUAACAUGCUAGGCCACAGCAACGGUAUGAUGGACUACGUGUGGAUUCUAUCCAAGGGCAAGAUGACUCUGUACCCAAAUAAAGGCCUGAAUACAGUGUCCGAUAACGGUGAGAGCUUCUGGGGACCCAGCUCCACCAUCUUUGACCCGAAUGCCAUGUCGAUCGCUCGGGACGUUGACCGAAGAGACUUGCAUCUGAUGGACUGGGACGGCGACGGAGCAUGCGAUAUUGUGUGGACGGAUCCCGACAACGAUAAUCGCGUCCACCUUUGGCGCAACCGCAUUAAGGAAACCGGUUCCUUUGACUGGGAAUAUCAAGCCAACCCGGCACCAGAUCUUUACUGUCCGGAACAACGAGGACAGGGGAUAUUCGACACGUCGGUCCGUUUCGCGGAUAUCACGGGGAACGGCCGAGACGACUAUCUUUGCGUGGAGAGGGACGGUCGUACAUGGGGAUGGGUACACGAUGAUAAUCACUGGGAAUACAUUGAUCAGUUCAAGUUCUCCGAGGGCAAGGAUCGAGCGAACCUACACUGGGCAGAUGUCGAUGGCGACGGAAGGGCCGACAUGAUCCAUACGGACAAGUUCACCGGCGACGGCAGCGUCUGGUAUAAUCGCGGUCGACGGGACGUGGGUGGCUCGAGAUUCGAAUGGCAGUCUGUCGGAGCGAAAUACAAAGGCGCCGUAGCGGGAUCGUGCAUUUAUUUUCCGGAGCUGAGUGGAAAUGGUCGCGCCGAUAUGCAUUCGAUCACGCAUGCUUUGGAUAACACGGCCAGGACUUUGUUCAAUCGUUGUACGCCGCCGGAUUCGACGGGGGAUGAUGGGCCCAUUACGGAUCCAAAUCUCCCUGAACCGAGUGGUUGA